Callorhinus ursinus (northern fur seal) is the source of this 1499-nucleotide messenger RNA. The record is from RefSeq and is a predicted model, not a curated record. Lineage: Eukaryota; Metazoa; Chordata; Mammalia; Carnivora; Otariidae.
CAAUCAGGAAAUGUCUUAUAUACAAUGCCCUAUUUUGAACCCUGAGUCCUUCCUUCGAGGCUGAGAACUUCCCUUUCCCUUUGACUUUGGCCCCUUCUCUCCACAUGUCACUAUUCGCAGAGCAAAUGUGACUCAGAAACCGGUUCCUCAGGGUUGUAACAUUAGAUGAUGCACACUUGGGUCAUUAUGCUGUAAGCCAAUGUCUGUGUUUCAUUGGGCUGGGUUCUCUAGAAGGUAUGUUGCUGCCUGUGUUAUUGGAAAAACAUUCCACAGGUGUGGGAAGAGAGGACGUGCCGCCGGCCUCAGCUUCUAGGGACUUUUCUCUUGGCUGGGAAGGAUUUUAUGUUCAUCAGAAAUACUUCCAGAAGAUUUAAGAAGCGGUAAGGUUGACGCAAAUCUGUGAAGGACCAGCAUGGGGAUCCUAUACUCUGAGCCUGUCUGCCAGGCAGCCUACCAGAACGACUUGGGUCAAGUGUGGCAGUGGGUGAGAGAAGACAGAGCCUAUAUCAACGUUCGAGAUGGCUUGAAUGGAGACACUCCCCUGAUCUGUGCUUGUAGGCGAGGACACCUGAGAAUCGUUUCCUUCCUUUUAAAAAGAAAUGCUGAUGUGAACCUCAAAAACCGGAAAGACAGAAACUGCUUGCAUUACGCUGUGAAGAAAAAAUUUACCUUCUUUGAUUACCUACUCAUUAUCCUCCUAAUGCCCGUUCUGCUUAUUGGGUAUUUCCUCAUGGUGUCAAAGACCAAGCAGAAUGAGGUUCUUGUCCGAAUGUUGCUCAAUGCCGGGGUCGAUGUGAAUGCCAAAGACUGUGAUGGCUGCACGGCCCUCCAUUACGCUUGCCAAAUGAAAAACCAGACCCUCAUUCCUCUGCUGCUGGAAGCUCGUGCCGACCCCAUGAUCAAGAACAAGCGUGGUGAGAGUUCCCUGGAUAUUGUGCGGAGAUUAAAGUUUUCCCAGAUUGAAUUAAUGCUAAGGAAAGCAUCAUAAUCUUUGUGGCCUUGCAUGGAGAAGUAGAAAAAGUUAAAGGACUGGAUUCUAUCUCCUUUUGGGACAAUUGGUCUAUGGACCGUUGAACCUGGAUGCUAUGAUUUUUUGGUAACCAUAAUGGUGGUUUCCAUAGUUAACAUUCUGGAAGAGCUUUGUAUUUAGAAUUUUCUUUGGAGUUCAUCAUGGUCACGAUCCUUCUCGGAGAAACACUAAAGCUCUUGGAGCCUCCAUUUUGGUCCAAAAAAGGGUGACGUUUCAAAUUCAGGCUCUUCCGAAGAAGAGGAUCGGAGUUACCUGGUUCGGUUUUCUCAGCUGUGUGGCUCUUAACAAGAGGCUGUCCUGUGGAUAUCAUGCCCAGAAGACAACUCUUUCUCUCCGUCCUUUUUGAAUAGAAAGAAGAAGAUUCAAAGUAUCCAUAUUUGUAUAGACUGAUAUGUUAGGGGGUUGGGAGGUGAGCUUCAUAUGUAAAUAUUUACUUGGUGAAACAACGUCAAUAAAAUCAUCCAUCAGU